Messenger RNA from Gigantopelta aegis, 6114 nucleotides. Its product is annotated as protein FAM234B-like. Lineage: Eukaryota; Metazoa; Mollusca; Gastropoda; Neomphalida; Peltospiridae. Gene Ontology annotation, molecular function: protein binding. The record is from RefSeq and is a predicted model, not a curated record. The transcript is spliced from 14 exons. The coding region runs from base 304 to 2586 and encodes 760 amino acids.
GCUCUAAUGGUGUCAUUAAACAAAACAACGUUUAACAGUUAGAUACCCGAUUCUUUUCAGGCUGUGAUAUAUAUCCUGGUGUGAUCUGUUUGUGUAUGUUUUAAAGCUGGCUAUGAAACUGGAUUGAGGAAGUGUUUUUAACAGCCAGGUACAGGUAUAUUGUAUAUUGUAUACUGUAGUGUUGAAACCUGACACUAAACUAAACCUGGAGUCGGUGAGUGAAGUGUUUGUACUUCAUGGACUGGUUGACUGUCACAGAGCUCGACUUUAUAUUACAGCUUAUAAUUAUUCAAGACACAGGCAAUGGUGGAGAGAGUUAUCAAAACAACUUUAUAUCUGGAUAACUCUAGCAGAGUAAUGCCUGGCAGCAACAACAUCAUGUAUCAACCGCUACUGCAGACAGCAGCAAGUGAUGGUGACGAUGAGGAUGAGGAUUUCCUCGAGGUAACUCCCAGCGAUGGGUCAGUCCAUUCACGUGAAAAGGGAGACAGGUGUGAUGACAUCGAGCUGGAACUUCUUACAAAGAGUCGAUUCAAACACAGCAAGCAAGAUGAGUACCAGGGUGAAGGUCGCGACAGAGACAGAAAGAGAUGUCUUCUUCUCUCGGCUGUUGUUGUAGUGCUGUGUGUUGUUGUUGUUACUGCUGGUGUUGUCAUGGUGACGCUGUCACAUGAGCCAGACAGUCAGACAAACAGUCAGGAUUGGUCAGUGGUGUUUGAUAAUUCAGCGUCAGAGUCGAGUGUUCAGACUGUAGAUGCUGACGGUGACGGUCUGGAUGAUAUUCUCAUCGGGAUAUCGAAUCCAGCUCUCACUUUGUCUGGGGAUGAACUCACCAAGAAAUAUGGCCGCAUUGAUGAAUUUUGUGCUGAACACAACCUUUCCGCCCCAUGUGUUGGUCUUCUGAUUGCUCUACGAGGCUACGAUGGAAAGGAACUCUGGAGGAGUCCAACUCAUUCAGGGGUCCUGUUUGUCAAAUGCAAUGAGAUUGAUGUAAACCAAGAUGGCCAACCUGACUGCAUUGUUACCGGGAGACACGGGACAACGCAGGCUGUUGACAUCCGAACAGGAAAAUCUCUGUGGUCUGUUGCUGUGGAGACCGAGACGGAUCACUUCAACCGCACGUGGAACACGUUCCAGGCACUGACGAUGUUAGACUUUGAUGGUGAUGGUGUGGCUGAAGUUCUCGUGUCUCACGGUGGUUACCCGUAUGCAGCACCAGCGAACCACCACCGUAUAGCAGGACGGUUAAUUCUGUUGUCAGGAGCAACUGGGAAGCCAAUGGGUCACUUCUUGCCAAUGCCACAAAACAAAGAGACGUACAUGAGUCCUGUGGAGUACAGAGCGCCAGAUGGGUCACACUUCGUCCUGUUCGGAAGUGGGGGAGAAACUGUCCCAGGUGAUUUCAUGGCCGUGUCGUAUGCUGAUCUGUACCAACACAUCAUGGGAUAUUCAACAUGGAAGCCCGUUCCUGGUAUAGAGAACCGCACUGCUGACUCAUGGUGGUCCAGCAUCCCGCGCGGGCCUGGGGACAUCAUCACAAUCUAUAGGGGCCAGGAGAAGGGGAUCAUGAUCCCCCCUGAGCUGGUUGACGUGACAGGGGAUGGCGUUGAUGACAUACUGAUGACAUCGUUCGAGGGGAAGAUGAUCCUGUUUGACGGAAAGACUCUCGACCCAGUGUGGACAGCUUCGUUCCCUGGUAUGGAAUCUUACAGUUCUCCAGCUCCAGGAUAUUUUGAUGAUGAUGAUGUCAUUGACUUCAUGAUGCACUGGAAUGCAGGGGUGUGGCCCGAUUAUGACUUCUCUCUGGUUGUGGUUAUCAGUGGAGUCGAUGGUAAAACAAUUUGGUCGACUCGCACAAUGAAAUACGUCACAUCAUCAGACAUUGUGUUACGUCAGAAACACAGCCACAAUGAUCUGUUUGUUGUCAAGAUGAAGGGCCGGGUCAGCUCUGGAGUCAAAUCACAUCCUAGAGCACACCAUAUUGAUAAACGUCAUUUUGGAGGUGAUGAAAGCAAACAUACAGAGAGUAAUUUAUGUUCUGACCGCGAGUCAGACUAUAGGUCGGACAACGUGUUGUGUGGUGACGACACUGGCUCUCUAGAUGAGGAGGUGAUCGCUGUGGAUGGCGGUGCUGUUAGACAUGCUCCUCGCAUCGUCCUCAUCAAGGCAGACCGGUUCUACUACAGUGUGAAGGCUACAAGGAAUGAAACUUCUUGUAUUCGGCUAGACCCAGUAACACAAUCUGCAAAUGUCUGCACAAUAUUUGAACCAGUUGUGAAAAACACAGACGUUGUAGCUGACGUUGAUGGAGAUGGAAACCCGGACCUCGUCAGUCUGAAUCUGAUGAUGGCGGUGGUGCGCGAUGCCCGAUACAGCUUCGUGCGAGGUCAGUUCCGGGUUGUCGUUUCUAAAACAGACCUGUCACAAGCACUAAGACACAGUGACAUUGUCAGUCUCAAUGUGACGACAACGACAAGCAGCAAACAAAUAGAUGUCAAAGAACACUAUGCGUCUAUCAAAUUUAUUACCAUGUCUCAGCAAAAAUGGACUAGAUAUCUUGGAGCAAAGGUUAAUGGGAAAUAUUAACAUGGUGACUAUGGGUCUAUGGGUCUACAUCCCAACAAAGAUGAACUGGGUACCUUGGAGCAAAAUUCAGUGGGAAAUACUAAUAUGGUCACUACGGGUCUAUGACAUUUACUACCAUGUCCCAGGAAAAAUGGACGGGGUAUCUUCAAAGGUCAAUGGGAAAUACUAAUAUGGUGACUAUAGGUCUAUGAAAUUUACUACAAUGUCCCAGGAAAGAUGGAUGGAGUAUUUUCAUAGGUCAAUGAGAAAUACUAAUAUGGUGACUAUGGGUCUGUGAUAUUUACCACAACGUCCCAGGAAAGAUGGAUGGAGUAUCUUCAAAGGCUAAUGAGAAAUACUGGUGUGGUAACUAUGGAUCUACAAACUGUAUUCCAAUGUCCUAGCAAAGAUGGACUUGAUAUCUUGAGUCAUUGGUUAUUGGGACGUACAUGUAGUGGUCUAUAAAAUUAUACCCAGGUCCCAGCAAAGGUUGACUGGGUAUUUUGUGUCAAGGGUUAAUGGGAAAUAAUACAGUGACUGUACUGUGUUAUUUAGUCCAGUCACUGUCAGUACAUAUAAAAGAUCCUUACUGCUCAUGUGGUGUCAGCAAGUUUUUACACAUUAUUUUGUAUCUCAUUUACAAGAUGAAGUGUCACAACAUAUAAAGAGAUUUGGCACUGAUUAAACAAUGUGUUGUUGGAGUUUACCAAAUAUAGUGGAAAUCCCUUGUGGUUAAGCAGACAACAUGUAUCAGUAUUGAAUUCAGACCUCAGCCCAGUUUGACAAAACAUUGUAAGCCUAAUUUUGCAUGUAGACAUAAAUCUACAACUAAAACAAUUCUUAUUGCUAUCAUAGUACAACAAAUAUAGUUUUAAGUACACAUAUUUCAUUUUCUUUUGUCCUUAAAAUGCUCCAUCUUCCGUAAUGGUGUAAUUUUCUGUGUGAAAUAGAUGCCAUACACAUGUAAACGAUUGCCCAGUAUAACUGCUAGAUGCAGACGUGAACUUAUGAUGUUUGGUCAAAUUGGCCCCUGUUCUAUAGCUGCUGUAUGUAUGAAGUGUGCAACUGAUAGUUUGGUUUGGUGCGAUGGUUGGAGAUUUCCUUGGCCUUGCAUACUAUCGCAUUAAAAUGAGAUUUUUUAGCUAUGUCUUUGAAAUCAGUAGCAGUUUAAGAGGGUUGCUAAAGGAGCCUGGGCACACCCACCUGUUCUUCAAUGGUCUACUUACUUGAAACAAAAUGUUUAUUGAAUUUUGCAGUAAUUUGACCUCAGAAUACAAUAACAAAAAAAACCCCACCCUACAUUUUGCAGACUUGUGAAAUCCAAACCAAAGUUUCUUCAAAUAAAGAUUCAGAUAUUCACAAAUUGUUUAGUAAAUAAUGGCAACAGCCUUCAGAUGUGAAAUAUCUAUGUAGCAUGUCAUACGUUCUUAAUAAUUAAAUGUGUAAAAUUAAAAUGAACUUGAUUAUAGUGGAAUAAUAUAAUCAUGUUCAUUUUCAAUAUUUACUGUUUAAUUUUAAUUUAUUUACCUCAUUCACUACAAUGUUUAUAACUUUUAUGAAAAUAUUAGACUUACCUACCUACAUGCUAUUACUUUGACUAAACAACUACAUGUAGAAAUUUUUAUAGUCAACAAUUAGGAGUAAUAUUUUCACUCCUAGUUUUGUUUUUGAAAUAACAAUUUAAACCAUUUUAAAUGGGAGUCCAUCAGCUUAUCAUCAAAUGUGUAACAAUAUUGAAAUUUAAUUGUUGCUAAUAAGUAAAUUAUUCAGUGUGUAUGUCAUGAUAAAUAAAAUUAAUAAUAAAAUUAUAUUUUUAUACAUUCUAUUUAUUUGUAAAAUUGUUGAUAUCACCAGAAAAUCUCAAACAUACAAAUAUAGUUUUAUUUAUUCAAGAUACCCAUUUGAAAUGUUUUUAUUAUUAUAUUUAUAGAAUUUUAUUUCUACCAUGUGCCUGAUAUGGAGAGUCAUAAUUAUUUUAGAUGGGAUUUCGUGUUGUAUUUUUGAUAUUACUGUCAUUGCUAAUGCUUGUGUUUGUAUUGGAUGUUGAAAAAUGUGUUUGCUUUCUCUGUGGAGGUUUUACACAUCACAGACUGACUGAAAUAAUGUUGUCUCUCAAGUGUGGCAGAGAAAAAUGUGUUUGCUUUCUCUGUGGAGGUUUUACACAUCACAGACUGACUGAAAUAAUGUUGUCUCUCAAGUGUGGCAGAGAAAAAUGUGUUUGCUUUCUCUGUAGAGGUUUUACACAUCACAGACUGACUGAAAUAAUGUUGUCUCUCAAGUGUGGCAGAGAAAAAUGUGUUUGCUUUCUCUGUAGAGGUUUUACACAUCACAGACUGACUGAAAUAAUGUUGUCUCUCAAGUGUGGCAGAGAAAAAUGUGUUUGAUUUCUCUGUAGAGGUUUUACACAUCACAGACUGACUGAAAUAAUGUUGUCUCUCAAGUGUGGCAGAGAAAAAUGUGUUUGCUUUCUCUGUAGAGGUUUUACACAUCACAGACUGACUGAAAUAAUGUUGUCUCUCAAGUGUGGCAGAGAAAAAUGUGUUUGAUUUCUCUGUAGAGGUUUUACACAUCACAGACUGACUGAAAUAAUGUUGUCUCUCAAGUGUGGCAGAGAAAAAUGUGUUUGCUUUCUCUGUAGAGGUUUUACACAUCACAGACUGACUGAAAUAAUGUUGUCUCUCAAGUGUGGCAGAGAAAAAUGUGUUUGCUUUCUCUGUAGAGGUUUUACACAUCACAGACUGACUGAAAUAAUGUUGUCUCUCAAGUGUGGCAGAGAAAAAUGUGUUUGAUUUCUCUGUAGAGGUUUUACACAUCACAGACUGACUGAAAUAAUGUUGUCUCUCAAGUGUGGCAGUGAAAAAUGUGUUUGCUUUCUCUGUAGAGGUUUUACACAUCACAGACUGACUGAAAUAAUGUUGUCUCUCAAGUGUGGCAGAGAAAAAUGUGUUUGCUUUCUCUGUAGAGGUUUUACACAUCACAGACUGACUGAAAUAAUGUUGUCUCUCAAGUGUGACAGAGAAAAAUGUGUUUGCUUUCUCUGUAGAGGUUUUACACAUCACAGACUGACUGAAAUAAUGUUGUCUCUCAAGUGUGGCAGAGAAAAAUGUGUUUGCUUUCUCUGUAGAGGUUUUACACAUCACAGACUGACUGAAAUAAUGUCUCUCAAGUGUGGUAGAGAAAAAUGUGUUUGCUUUCUCUGUAGAGGUUUUACACAUCACAGACUGACUGAAAUAAUGUUGUCUCUCAAGUGUGACAGAGAAAAAUGUGUUUGCUUUCUCUGUAAAGGUUUUACACAUCACAGACUGACUGAAAUAAUGUUGUCUCUCAAGUGUGGCAGAGAAAAAUGUGUUUGCUUUCUCUGUAGAGGUUUUACACAUCACAGACUGACUGAAAUAAUGUUGUCUCUCAAGUGUAGCAGAGAAAAAUGUUUCCCUGGAAAUUAUAUACUAAAAACUAAUUUGGCACAUUCGCCUGAUAAAUAAUAAUUUGCAGAAAUGAUUUGAUAAAUUAAUGUACUAAGAAUGAUUUGAUAAAUUAAUGUACUAAGAA